Messenger RNA from Drosophila rhopaloa, 1865 nucleotides. RefSeq lists its product as uncharacterized. The record is from RefSeq and is a predicted model, not a curated record. NCBI's taxonomy places the organism in Eukaryota, Metazoa, Arthropoda, Insecta, Diptera, Drosophilidae. Bases 94 to 699 code for a protein of 201 amino acids. The transcript has 3 exons.
UUGGAGAGCAGUGGGGUCUGCGGAAUGUGGAGCACGUAAACAAGAGAAUCUCGGGCCACGGUAGAUUAGCCAACGAAUCGGGUGGCCAGCAGGAUGAUACGGCCCUUUGUCACUCUGCUCUAUUUCCUGCUGACCAGUUCGUCCAUCGUUUUCACUGCCUGUGUGAAUAAUGUCACGGGCACCAGCUCGCCCGGACCCGGAUCCAGCACCUCGCUGACCAGCGGGCAUAUCCAUCGCACGGCGGCGGCCAUCGAAAGGGUCAAUCUGCUGUGGUGCUACGCCUGCCACACGAUGGAUGAUGGCGAGGCCUGCGUGGAUGUGGCGGUCAGGAACGACAGCGCUCUGAUGAAGAAGUGCCAUGGCGAGGAGUUCAUCUGCAUGGUCAAGCGGUUCUCGUACACCACCAGCACGGAGAACUCCACCAGUUCGCCCAAGAUGUGGUCCUUGGAUCGCAGAUGUGCCGCCAAUUGUGAGCCCGGCUGCAUCAUCAUUGGCGAGCGGACCAAACUCUAUGCCUGCACCUCCUGCUGCGAGGAGUCCUUCUGCAACACGGGUCGCGGUGCCGCCUCCGGGAUCUUCAAUCGCGAGGACACAGGAAUCGGCACACGGCUCUUUUGGCUGGCCGCCCCUUUUUUGGUCAACAUGUCGCUGGUGCUGUACAAACGUCACGCCGGCCACGUACUCCUCAAGCUGCAAUAGUUCUGCGGGUCACCUCACUGAAUUUAUGGGCGGCACUCAACUCCACUCAAUGCCAAAUCCUAGCUAAUCUUAGAUUUAUGUCUCCUGUAAUGUAGAUAGGCCAUCAUGUUGCCGUGUGAUAAUUAAAAGCUGGCCUCGUCACUACAGCGAGCUCACACCCAACCAAACCAAAAUCCAUAUUUUGCCUCUAGGCUAGUAUUAUUAUAUUACACUAUUUUACCCAGGAUAAAAAUAGAUUUCCAAAAAAGUUAUUACUACAUUUGCUUUUCAUUAAAUCUGCAUUUUAUUAAUUCGUAGUAAGCCAAAAAUCAUUGUUGAAAUUAAAAUUCUAAUAAUUGGAUGUUUGAUACUUAAAUUAGUUGGUUUUUUAUAAGUCUAUAAAAGAUUCUUUAUGUAUUGAACUCCUUUAAUGACUUUUCAUUAUAGUUUACGAUUAUCAAAAUAUCAAAAUUACAUAUUCUAUCUAAAGAUUGAUUUUAGUCAGAUUAUUUUUGAAAUUAAUCUGAUAUACCGAGCUAAUUAUAUUAUAUGCAAAAUUAUAAGCUCAUUAGUUAAAUUAAGAUCGAACAUUACAGCUUCCUUUGCCCUUAGCUAAUCCCUUUGUAAAUUGUUAAUAGAAUAAUUUUAAGCUCACCAUUAGGGUUCCAUGGCCGACAUCCUUUGGCCCCAAUGGGGAAUUGUAAUCCCGAUUCUGGUAAACAUCGAGGCCAUGAAUACAUGCAUUAAGCCCUUCAUUUGGCCCUGUGAAUUGCAUUACGUUUCCGAUUCAACAUGCCCAGUUUCCUCUGUCUGCAUCCGCAUUAGGAUGUGGGCGAUACGGGGAGAUGGGGUGGGGGAUUCUGUGGGGCGGCUCUUCUGGGCAGACAUGAAUUAUUUAUUGGACAAGCAGUCGCCGCAUCGGAGGAGUAUUCAUAAGCCGAGGGGGCGGGACGGGUGCUCUUAUCCGGCCUUGGGUGGGCGGCAGAUCCUGCUCAUCUAAUGGAGUUGCCAUUAAAAACAGAUACUAACAUGAGACAUGCUGCAUCCGUGUUUCAGUUCGUGGCCCUCUUGUUUUGUCCCUUCUUUCGGGUCUGGAAUGCACCACGCCCACUCAUUUGGGGCACACAUACAAGAAGGCUUGUUAAUGCCCAUGAAUUGCACACAAUACUUACACUUAGAAAAGAGUU